Molecule: messenger RNA, 3699 nt
Organism: Clarias gariepinus (North African catfish)
Lineage: Eukaryota; Metazoa; Chordata; Actinopteri; Siluriformes; Clariidae
Product: transmembrane protein 132D
Exons: 13
Coding region: 1-3699 (1232 amino acids)
Source: RefSeq, a predicted model, not a curated record
AUGUGGGUUCUUAUCUUCAUUUUUUUGGUGAUCCCUCUGAUCACAACUUUGGGAACAGCACAGCCCCCGAUAGUCGACACAUGGGCGAAGUUCGCCGCCACUCUUCUUUACGAGGAAGAACCCCGCGGCGGCAGAGGUGGCCGCAAGGUGGUACCGUGCUGGUUGGAGAUCUAUGGCGAGGUCAUAUGGGCGAUGUGGAGAAAGAUGGGAGAUGAGGGGGUCAUGUUGAAGAAGCCACGGAUGUCCAAGGAUGAUGGGAGGAGAGGAGAUGGUGGUGACGUAAAAACUGAUCUGUUCUUGAUGUUGGUCGAUGAUGAGAGUGAUGGAAGAGUCAAUGAAGUUACCUGCUACCCCGGAGUCAAUGAAUGCAGUACUUCUGACCCGUUUGUGGCCAAAUUGGAGGUGCACUUGAACCGCUGCGAGAGGAGGCCGGCUAGCCGCGCCAGCAACAGUGCUCUGGCGCAGAGAACCAAGGUGGAGAACCUAUCAGAAGACAUAAGAAGCUCUUCACCAGACCUGACCUACCAGAUCAUCAAUGCAGAUCAUUUCUUUCUUAAACACAUCGGACAGGUCUUGAUGGGAAACUUUACCCAACAGUCACAGAAACAACCCUUUAUCAUCACUGGUCUCACUGGGACCCCUUCCAUCAAUAUCAGUUAUGGAUCCAUAUUUGUAGAACAGGCUAUCCCUGUAGAGCUGAUUGACAAGGAUCCUGAGAUCAAAGCCUUCUCACUGGCUCGACAGGUGCGUUCUGCAUCCCCCGUUAUACAACUGUUGUUUUAUGCAACAAACAAGAUGGGUAACAUGAUGCAUUUGUCAAGUUGGGUUGAUCCACUACAAAGUGACAAGGGGUACAUAUGUGUCACAGCACAUGCCUUCUUAAAAUCACAAGAAAUCAGAAGUACCUGCUCUAUUUCAGUAAAAGGAGGCUUCUGUUUGGCCCAGUUAAAGCCUGAGCCAGCAUGGUUUAGUCCAAGGAGUGCCACAUCGAGCAAAGAGCACAGAGCUUCUGUACGAGGAACUGUUGUAGAGCUUUAUUAUCAGACCAGGCUCAGCCCCACCAGCCAGUGUAUUCCUCAGGACAACAGGCAGUGGCAUAGUCCAACUCAGGAGGAGAUCAAUGGACAGAAAGCUGUAUCCAUGUUGAAGAAAAUUGGCUAUGUAAAUCUUCUACGGUCACCUCCAGGGAACCCUAUGUUUAUGCGUCUGCGCCUGGGUGGUGCUGUGAUAAUUCAGACUUCUUCCAAACCUCUGAAGACCACAGAUACAGCCACAUUCUAUGUCUUUUUGUCCAGUACCUCUCAGGCAGAGCAUUUCAGUCUCAGAGCCACAGUAGACAAAGGUUUGUUGUUCAGCACAGCGAGACCCAGUGAUACUCAGCUGUGGGACAUCACCUUAGAUCCUGGCAAUGCAGGUGAGAUCCAAACUGUGCUUGUGACCUGCCAGAGGAAGAGCACUAUCACUGCAAAAAGGGGUCUGCUUGAAAUACUGCAGCUGGACUUUGAUGCACGUGAACAGGGUGACCCAGCACAGAUUCAGACAAUCACGUGGCGUCUGGAACGGCCUGGAAAUCCGAUCCGGGAUGAAGGAACGAUGAGGAUUUACAUGCUGCAGAGAGACUAUGUGGGCAUUGCACCACUCAUUAUGAAUUCAGACCUCCUCAACACCGCCGUGCUGAAUGGUAAGAUGGUGUCCAUGCCAGUAAAGGUGUUGGGAGUGGAGACAGACGGCUCCAUCAGCGACAUUACCAACUCAACUCGCUGCUCAUCUGCGGACGAAGACACUCUUAAGGUGUCUGAAAGGUGCGACUAUGUGUUUGUAAACGGGAAGGAGACAAGAGGGAGGGUCAGGAUGACGCUGAACUUCACUUACAGCUACUUGAGUGCCCAGCUGGAGGUGAGUGUGUGGAUGCCACGCCUCCCACUGCAAAUCAACAUAGCUGACCCUGAGCUCAGCCAAAUCAAAGGAUGGAGGGUCCCUGUCUCCAGUGGCAAUCAAAGGUGGGACAGUGAGGAGGAUAAUAAAAAGAAGGGACGGGGCUGUGUGACACAGUAUCAGCACAGCCAGAUCGAAGUACUCACAGCAUUUAUGGCAGAGGUGACCGACUCGAGCACUUCCUCUCUUGAGCACUUUCUAGGUCCUGAGUGGCUAGUGGAUGUGACUCGGCUGGUCCGGUAUUCUCUGAAAGUUGGAGACACAAGCAUCGCUCAGCUGCAUAGAGAGACCGUGCUCAGUGGCAGAGCUCCUGGGGUCACCACUGUCCAGGUGAUAUCCCCACUGUCUGACUCAGUCCUGGGAGAAAGGAUGGUACACGUCCUGGAUGAUAAAGUGAGCAUCACAGAUCUCAGCAUCCAGCUGGUGUCAGACCUCUCACUUUCAUUCCAGUUCAGUCCAGGCAGCGACAAGGCCAUCACAGCUACAGUUACCACUCAGGACACCAUGCACACCCCCAAACAGGAGGCAGUGGUUGCAUGUUGGCUGCACUUCAGUGACGGCUCUAGGGCUCAUCUCAACCUGUUUGAUCCCAGCAGCUAUAAACUGAUGAUCGCCUCGCUGGAUAACAGAGUGGUAUCUGUAAGAAAACUCCCAAGCCCUAUCAUGGUGGCUGAGUCAGAGGGAUGGGGCCUGCUGUUUACAGCUGAGCUCACCAUCUGUGAAGCCUGUCAAAAAUCCAAAAGGAAGAGCAAGCUCGCUGUCAGUGCCGGCAACGUGAGGGUCAAAUUCCCUUCGCCUGAGCACAGAAGAGCUCAAACCGAAGCCAAAUUGAGCCUGACCCCCUUUCAAGGUCUCCUCAGGAGGAAUACAACCAUUGCCAUGCAAGAGAGCACCACAAGAGAUAUCUCUGUAACAUCAGCCAAGUCCAAGCUGCAAGAGGCAAUGGGAGGGGCUAUCUCCACCAUCAGGCUGAUCAACAGCAUCAAAGGUAUGACUGGUACAAGGACUUACACUGAAAAAGCUAUUACUCCAGCCAGUCCAGCUAACAUUUUGACUAGUUCAGACUUCCCAUCCCAACCAAAACAAGAAGUGCCACUACACAAACAAGAUUUGGUGUGGACUUAUGGUAUUUUCACACAUGUUGAGAUGUGCAUCUACUUGGUACUAGGACUGUCCUGCUUGGCAAUCAUCAUCUUCCUUAUUAACUGUGGGACUCAGAGUGUGAGGACACAUGGUGGGAUAUCAUCCGUGGAGUGCCGUGGUCCUGAUGAGCACAUACAUCACUGGGUGCGCCUAGGCACAGUUGCAGAACAAGCUGGUGCUGUGCCAAUCGCCACCAUAAGCAACCUCAUUCAAAAGGUGCCAAGUACAAAGGAAGGAAAAAAUCCUGCUACAGAAAAUGACCCAGAAAGGACUGCUACGCUAGGGAGAAGGUGCAGCACCCUGCCUCUAAGAACCAAACCUGUUGCACUCAAUUUGGCCGGUCCUCUGGCAAAGCCAGCACGUAACGAACCACUGCACUCCCCGACCAGCAAGAGGAACCAGGUCCAGUUUACCACAUUUACCACUCUCGACAUCAAGCACUUGGCAGCACUUAAAAAGAGCUGGUUGGACUGGACGAACCAAGGACCAAAUCAAACAGCUAAUCAGGGGGAUCCAUCCAGGAUGAAUUGUACAGCCAGUCAAAGUAUAGAGCAUUCUCAGCCUAAAGGUCCUUCUGAAAUUCCAUGGCCAGUGGUCAAACCUGUGGUACAGGGAAAAUAA